AUAAUCAUUUAUUAGCAAAAACAAAUUAUUGAGUAAGAGUGUUAAAACUAUGGGGAAGUUUUUGAGAGUUUUAGGAUUGUCGGUUUUAGUGUUAUCACUUGUAGUGGUGUUUGUAGGGUUAGCGGAGGGAAGACAAUUGGAGGAGACAAAUAAUGUGGGUAAGGAGGAUUUUGUAGGAGAGGAAAAUGGUUUGGGUUAUGGGGGUGGUAAAGGAGGCGGCAUUGGUGGUGGAUAUGGAGGUGGUAAAGGUGGCGGCAUUGGUGGUGGAUAUGGAGGUGGCGUUGGAGGAGGUCAUGGAGCUGGCGGUGGCUUUGGAGGCGCCCAUGGAGGUGGUUAUGGAGGAGGCCAUGGAGGUGGUGUUGCCGGUGGUUAUGGAGGAGGUGUAGGAGGCGGUGUUGGUGGUGGCUUUGGAGGUGGAGUGGGUGGUGGUUAUGGAGGGGGCAAAGGUGGAGGGGUUGGAGUUGGUGGUGGAGUUGGUGGUGGUUAUGGAGGAGGUGUUGGAGGCGACCAUGAAGGUGGUACGGGAGGUGGCGCAGGAGGUGGGUAUGGAUCAUGAGGAGGCAAGGGUGGAGGCAUCGGAGGUGGUCAUGGAGGUGGAGUUGGUGGUGGUUAUGGAGGAGGCAAAGGAGGAGGUGUUGGAGGUGGAGUAGGAGGCGGCCAUGAAGGUGGUGUAGGAGGUGGCGCCGGUGGUGGAUACGGUUCAGGAGGAGGUAAAGGUGGAGGCAUUGGAGGUGGUGUCGGAGGUGGUCAUGGAGGUGGAGUUGGUGGUGGUUAUGGAGGAGGAGUUGGAGGUGGAGUAGGAGGCGGUCAUGAAGGUGGUGUUGGUGGCGGAUACGGAGGAGGAGGAGGAAAGGGUGGAGGUGUUGGAGGUGGCUACGGAGGAAGCCAAGGAGGAGGAGUUGGUGGAGGUGUAGGAGGUGGUCAUGGAGGAGGUGUCGGUGGUGGUUAUGGAGGCGGCCAUGGCGGCGGUGUUGGCGGAGGCCAUGGAGGUGGUAUCGGUGGUGGCUACGGAGGCGGUAUUGGAGGAGGUUCUGGUGGAGGUGCCGGUGGUGGCAUUGGAGGGGGUCACGGGGGUGGCUAUGGAGGUGGAGCUGGAGGAGGCUAUGGAGGCGGUGCUGGUGGAGGCCAUGGUGGAGGAUAUGGAGGUGGUGGUUACUAAGGUACCACUUCAUGAGGCGUUGUUCUUAUAAGAAAUGUUGCAACAUGAAAUCAUCCAUUUAUUAUUGGAUCAAUCAUAGUAAUUAGUUAGGUCGGUGGUAUUGUAAAAGUAAGCUAUCAUGCAUGCACAUAUGCAUGCAGAUGCAUUAUUAGUUCGUAAAUUUAUCUACGUAAGGCUAGCUAAAACUUAGGUAUGAAAAUAAAAUAUGUGGUAACUUAUUCUACCAUAAAGGUGCGUUUGCUUUUGAGAAAAUGAGAUUUACAUUCAGCCUUUAUCACUUCAUAAUGUACCAA
Molecule: messenger RNA, 1452 nt
Organism: Chenopodium quinoa (quinoa)
Lineage: Eukaryota; Viridiplantae; Streptophyta; Magnoliopsida; Caryophyllales; Amaranthaceae
Product: glycine-rich cell wall structural protein-like
Exons: 2
Coding region: 50-556 (168 amino acids)
Source: RefSeq, a predicted model, not a curated record